This is a messenger RNA of Thalassophryne amazonica, 924 nucleotides long. It is a transcript of the gene urm1, whose product is annotated as ubiquitin related modifier 1. Gene Ontology annotation, biological process: tRNA thio-modification; protein urmylation. The record is from RefSeq and is a predicted model, not a curated record. Gene Ontology annotation, cellular component: nucleus; cytoplasm. Gene Ontology annotation, molecular function: protein tag activity. Bases 43 to 348 code for a protein of 101 amino acids. NCBI's taxonomy places the organism in Eukaryota, Metazoa, Chordata, Actinopteri, Batrachoidiformes, Batrachoididae. The transcript has 5 exons.
UUCCUGUUUCUCUGUCGACUGCUUCCUGUUUGUUCCGGCAAUAUGGCGGCGCCCACAGUGAUCCAUCUGGAGUUCGGAGGAGGAGCGGAACUGCUGUUUGAUGGCAUGAAGGAACAUCAUGUGACUCUACCAAGCCAAUCAGACCCUUGGGACAUGAAGCAGCUGCUGGCCUGGAUCCAACAGAACCUGCUGAAGGAGCGGCCCGAGUUCUUUGUGCAAGGAGAGACUGUGAGCCCUGGGAUUCUGGUGCUUAUCAAUGAUGCAGACUGGGAGCUGAUGGGACAGUUGGAGUACCAACUACAGGACCACGACAACAUUGUGUUUAUCUCCACUCUUCACGGAGGAUAAAGGAUGAAGGAAAAUGCCAGUGUGUCCUUGACAACUCUGUAUCACAGACUCUGUUUUUUUUUCCCCUCCACAUCGCAGUAAAACGUGCCCCUAUUGGACGCCGGGGCUCUGCUGCGCCUCACCAAGAGGUGAUGGAUGUUGGUUUGCAGGAAUGAGUGGAGAUUCAGAGACGGUUACCAAGAAAAACGAAGGAGCUAUGAGAGUGAAACUGUGUACCCGUAUGCGUAGAACGCAGCUUUUUCCAUCAUUACAUCCACACGUUGAGUAGACAGCGGGAACCUUUAACCUUCAUCCAAAACUGACCUCCUCUCCAGCAUGAAGAUGGCCUCUGCAACUCUGGACUUUAGAAUACAGUCAGUCUUAAAUCGUCUGUCAGGUCUCACCAAAUAAGCAUUGAUUAUUUCUUAAUGAUUUAACUGCCGUGUUGUGUCUCAAGAGCAAACUCAGCCUGAAUUAUUUUACCACAUAUUACCAUAUGUUUAGGUGAAUUUAACAAAGUGUAUUUAAAUUUUACAUGAUUUUGGGUAUUCUUCUAUUAUGCUUCAUUUUAAAAACAACCAAAUAAAUGCUUUUUUU